AUGACUCGCAAUUCGCGUGGGAUGGGUCUCGACCUUUCGAAGCGAGGUACCAAUGACAGAAAGUGCGCAUAUUGUAAUGAUUAUACAUUUCCUGUAAACCCCACGAAAAGCGAUGUGGUGCGUCAUUUCCAGGACUUCGGCCAUGAGAAGCACGGCAGCGACCAAAACGAGCUAGUUGAGAGGACAUGGUUACAAUUCAAAGGCCACCAGCGAAUGACGCCGUCCUCAAGCUCAUCGCAACCUCCGCCCGAACCAAGUGCAUCAAAACUAGAAGCUAUAGACAAGGACGACCCGAGUGUCCAUGAUUCUGUGGCCGGCCAUCGGGAACAAGGGGCCAUUAGUCCAUCUUCGGAAAAGAAUGAAUGGAAGGAGAGCGAUCAGAGGUCUUCACAACCAAAGCGCAGCCGUGCAAGAAUGCCAAACCAAAACUCUGGUGUUUGCCGAGCGGAAGAUAGUGAUCUCCAAAGAGACCCGGCGCACAAGGCCGGUAGGCUAUGGACCCCUGAGGAGGGUGCGUCUACUCCCCGGCGGACCGAUGUCGGGCGAUCGAGGGAGAAAGAUGGCGCAGACCAUCCCCGAGCAGAUUCCAAUCGGUCGUUCGAGCGCCCGCGUUCCUCGGACUUUGACAAUACUGAGGUACUUAUCAAGCAGCCAGAAACGCGCCCUAUCAGCCAAGAAAAACUUGUUGCUGAGGUGAAGGGUAUCUACGCUGGACUUGUCAUGGUCGAGUCAAAGUGUAUCGAGGUCGACAACGCUCAAAGUUCAAAUAACGAGACCAAUCCCAAGCUGAACCAUGAGCAGUGGCAGGCAUUGGUUGCUUUACACCGAAAUCUGCUACACGAACACCAUGAUUUCUUCCUUGCUUCGCAGCAUCCCUCUGCAAGUCCAGCAUUGCGAGGGCUCGCGAGCAAGUACGCAAUGCCGGCGCGCAUGUGGAGGCAUGGGAUCCAUACAUUCUUGGAGCUUUUGCGUCAUCGUCUGCCCGCCUCGCGCGAACAUAUGCUCACGUUCAUUCAUUUAGCGUACUCCAUGAUGGAUCUGUUGUAUGAGGCUGUUCCAGCUUUUGAAGACACUUGGAUUGAAUGCCUCGGCGACUUGGGCCGCUAUCGUAUGGCUAUCGAAGAUGAUGAUCUCGAGAAUAGAGAGGUCUGGACCUCAGUCUCGCGCCAUUGGUACUCAAAGGCUAGUGACAAGGCUCCUCAGACGGGUCGUCUCUACCACCACCUCGCUAUUUUGGCUCGUCCCAAUGCCCUCCAGCAGCUCUUCUACUACACAAAGUCUCUCUGCGUGCCAGUUCCCUUCCUGUCUGCUCGCGAGUCAAUCAUGGCUCUGUUCGACCCGCACCUCCAUGGCACCCAGACGAGGCUGCAGGACAUUGACGCAACCUUUGUGCGCGCUCAUGCAAUCCUCUUUUCGGGCAAGAACGCCGAUCAACUCUCAUCGUCUAUCAACGAAUUCAUCGACAGCUUAAACAAUCACAUCGAACGUCACACUCAUCGCUGGCUGGAUAGCGCAUACUACAUUUCUAUCGCCUUGGGUUGCUCACUGCUCGAAUAUGGCAGCGAGAGCAAUCCCAUUCUAAGAGCCAUCAAAUCAGGCCGAGCCGAAGACGCAGACGUCCCAAUGGAAAGGGCUGAGACUGUUGCCGCUCCGACACAGAAGUUCCUGGACGCUCUGGAUUUUGCAGCCCGUACUCAUAACAUCGUGCUAAACCGGUCCGACGACGACAACAUCCGACCUUACCUGCAUGUCACUCUCUCGCUCCUCCACCACCUGUCCCAGUACCCUGCAGCAAUGGGACUGGUAGAGAAGAAGAUGCCUUGGAAGCUCAUCGCUUUGAUCCUCAACACUAUCAAGUCCAAGGAUAUACCUACUGAGGCAAUCAAGAUCAUUGAGUCAGAAGACUUCCCCCGGCCAGAUAAGGGUGACCCUCUUCCCCUGCCGGACGACUUCGCGCAGCGGGGCCUCCUGUGGGUUGAUAAGUACUAUCCUAGCGAUUGGUUCACAGCCACAAAGUUGGAUGACGAUGAGAGGUAUUGGGAGUCCCGGUCCAUGAUGUACGAGCGCUCGAUCCGCUGCGUUUGGCUAGGUUGUCGACUAGCAGCAUCGGGCAAGUGGUUGACCUACAGAGAGGGGCAAUUUAGGGCUACUUCCGAAGCAAGCAAAAUGAGUCUUGGACGGUCGCCGUGGAAGUUGUAA
Molecule: messenger RNA, 2199 nt
Organism: Colletotrichum tamarilloi
Lineage: Eukaryota; Fungi; Ascomycota; Sordariomycetes; Glomerellales; Glomerellaceae
Exons: 3
Coding region: 1-2199 (732 amino acids)
Biological process (GO): nuclear-transcribed mRNA catabolic process, nonsense-mediated decay
Cellular component (GO): telomerase holoenzyme complex
Molecular function (GO): telomerase RNA binding; telomeric repeat DNA binding; protein binding
Source: RefSeq, a predicted model, not a curated record